Molecule: messenger RNA, 2566 nt
Organism: Spinacia oleracea (spinach)
Lineage: Eukaryota; Viridiplantae; Streptophyta; Magnoliopsida; Caryophyllales; Amaranthaceae
Exons: 10
Coding region: 70-2079 (669 amino acids)
Biological process (GO): UDP-N-acetylglucosamine biosynthetic process; rRNA processing
Cellular component (GO): ribosome
Molecular function (GO): UDP-N-acetylglucosamine diphosphorylase activity; ribosome binding
Source: RefSeq, a predicted model, not a curated record
CAGUCUAUACACUAUACAGCCACGAGAAAAGUAAUUCUCCAAAAUCGCUUAGCAGUUGGCUCUUUGAAGAUGAUGAUGGUUCAGAGCACUUCUAUCUCUAUACUCUGCUCAUCAAAUUCUAUCUCUUCACUUCCUAAAUCCCCGCGCUAUCCCCGUCUAUUAAACCCAUCUCCGUCUCCUUCUCGCACCAAAUGGCGCCUCAUUGCUCUUCAAGCUACUCAUGGGUUCAGACUCCCUUCUUUACACUGCACUGCUCUUUCAUCUGCUUCAGCUGCUGAAGAGAUAGCAGAGACGAGCAGUAAAGACUUAGACUUUGUUGAGAUUGGGUAUGUAUCUGAUGUACAUGGGCUUGAGGGAGAAAUUCGUGUAAAACAUAACACUGAUUUUCCUGACUUGCGCUUUGGAACGCCGGGCAAAAGAUGGUUGCGGCAACAAUAUUCUGGAAGAGAUGAAAUUGUUGAAGUUGAGAUCGAGGAAGGAAGAGGCCAUCCAGGAAGUAAGAGUUGGAUAAUUAAAUUGAGCGGCUUUGACAAUAUAGACGAGGCUCGGCAGCUUGUGGGGUCAACUUUUCUCGUGAGGAAUAUUGACAGGCCAGAGCUAGAGGAGGGUGAAUAUUACAGUCGUGAUCUUGUUGGCAUGAGGGUUAUUCUUAAGGAGACAGGUGAAGCAGUGGGAACUGUUGUUAAUGUCUUCAACAGUGGUGGAAAUGAUCUCUUACAUGUCUUCCUUGAAGCAUCCACUGGAUCCCCUGAUGGAAGUAUGAAGCAGAAGCCAGAGAAAUAUGAAUCAGAUCAUCUUGUUUGGGUUCCAUUUGUCGAAGCAAUAGUUCCUGAUGUUGACAUGGACAAAAGAGAAAUGCAGAUUACUCCUCCAAAGGGACUUUUUGAGUUGAAUGUGCGUUCUGAUGAGAGGUCUAAGAAGGAAAGACGUCUAAUAGAAUGGAGAGAGAGAAAGAAGAUCCAGAGGCGCCUUGUUUCUGCAAAAAAGAAAUUGCAUGAGUUAGAGCAGCAACAUAUCUUUCAUGGGUUUCAACAUGGAGAAAAAUCCCAGAAGAACUUACUAGCAGAGCAGAUUAUUUGUGUAAAUUUAAAUUUGCUUCAGCAGGCACUACAAGCUACACAGAAACCCGUUAAUGGGUGUAACAUAGGGGAGGCUGUUCCAGAUGUUACCGCAUGGAAAUGUGGCAAUUCUUUGAAAAUAUCAGAGAAGUACCUCACAAGUAUAAGCAUAGAGAAACUUGAUACAUACUCAGAGCACGGGGAAACUGGGGUUCAUCUCAUAUCUGAAGGCAAAUUUGCUACUAUCUUAGUCUUAAACAGUGGAAAUCCGGAGAAAUAUUUCGAAUCUGAUGAUGUAGACAUUGAAAAUGGUGAAAAUCCAACAAUUUCCCAGCUGGAGACUUUGCUUUCAGACAAGCAAACAUUCAUUCAGGCAGAACAACGUGAAUCUGUAUCGAUUAUCUUCAUUUCUCCUGCUGAGGAAAUUCAAUAUCUUGAGAAGUUAUUCGCUAGUCAUGACUUCUUUAGUUUCAAUCAUGAAAAGGUGAGAUUCUUAGAAGAGGAGAAAAUUCCCGUCGUUAGCAUUUCAGCAGCAGAACAGAAGAGCAAAGUACUGAUGAAGUCACCUUGGGAAAUGUACCAAUCACCAGUCGGAUUUGGCGGGGCAAUAAGUGCACUUGCUUCUAAUAAUAUUUUGGAAGAUCUAGUUAAAUCAGGGGUGGAGUACAUUGAGGUUUGCAGCAUAAACCAAAGAUGCCUGUGCGGAAACCCUGUUUUUCUGGGCUUUGUACAUUCACAAGAAACAGAUAUAGGAAUUAUGACUUUCGAAGAUAAGAUAGAGUCUGAAGAUAACUUCCAUGUAAUACUGCCAAUGAAAUCUAUGCAGAAGUUGGUGAAACAGAUGGAGAAACUUCCCUUGCAUGCCAUCUUGAAGUCGUAUUCACAUGUUGAUUUGAUUAACAAGGAGUGGGUAGAUAUUAAACCUUCCACACCCAACUCUUAUGAGUUCCGUAGCCCACUUCCGAGUUUACUGAAUGCAUGUUCUCUUGAAAAGGCUUGUGUUAUGGAGGUUACCAAGUAAUUUUGUUAAGAUACUUGUCAUUUUUUAGAUUAGGUUUUGUAAAAUUUAUUCUAGUUGUAGAUUAGGGUCUGUAAAAUCUACAGUAGUUGUACACUUCAUAUAUGACGUACAAAUUUUGUAUGGCCUGAUAAUCCUAUUUUUACGCAAGCUUAUUCUUGCCCUUAGACCAUGUUUAGAUAAAAAUUGGGAGGAAACGCUGUUGUUGAUUGCUGACACUGUCUUCGAGCAUCAAAAUUCAGAGUAGUUGAUUGCUGAUACUGUCUACCAUAGAAGAGUUCUUGCUGAGUUUUUGCUGUUGAAGAAGAGUUCAAACUUUGAAGUUCCUGGAAAAGCUGUUGUAAUAUUAUGCUGAUUGCAGUGCUCUCUUUGAAGAGUUGAGAGUAUUAUGAUGUCAUGGACACAUAAAUGACAAGAAUUUAGUUAUAUGAUUGGGUCAGUUAUGUGUCUCUAAUGAAAUUGUUCUUAUAGGUUAAACUUUUUGUGAUGA